Molecule: messenger RNA, 1875 nt
Organism: Suillus bovinus
Lineage: Eukaryota; Fungi; Basidiomycota; Agaricomycetes; Boletales; Suillaceae
Product: P-loop containing nucleoside triphosphate hydrolase protein
Exons: 2
Coding region: 1-1875 (624 amino acids)
Biological process (GO): mitotic DNA replication checkpoint signaling
Cellular component (GO): nucleus
Molecular function (GO): ATP hydrolysis activity; DNA replication origin binding
Source: RefSeq, a predicted model, not a curated record
AUGCAAACACGGUCAUCUGGUUCAGUCCUUGGCAAGCGUGCUCAUCAUGUCGACCAAAAGGCUAUCUCAUCAGCAUCUACAAGUGACAUUGCAAUGCUAUCGCAGCAUAUGCUUACCCCAGAACAGAGCCCUAAAUCCAAACGCGCCCGUAUCUCGCUCUCCGGCGUUGCAGGAGAUUCAAACAAGGAAAACGUACCUCCAUUCCGUACUGAGUCGUGGAAUGACGUAACAAUCGACACACCACGUUCCAUUCGUACAUUAGCGAUAUCUACUCCCCCACCAACACCCCCAGUCUUACUACUUCCUGUGUAUACCCGUGCCCGUGGACUACUUCGUUCGACCAGCACAGAUGUAUCUCCUAUAGCUGGCCGAGAGGAUGAACGACAGUGCGUUCUAAAAUUCAUCACCUCGUCGUGGUGUGAUAGUGCACACACAUCUCUGUACAUCUCCGGUACACCUGGAACAGGAAAGACUGCGCUUGUUAACUCGGUCCUGCGUUCGUUCCAGGAGUCCGAAGGGACGUCGGACCUGAGAGUCGUUUCUAUCAAUUGCAUGGCCUUGAAUGGGCUGGAUGCACUUUGGGAUCGUCUUUACGAAGAAUUGUAUUGCACAGGGGCUUCCAAGAAUCCUGCAAAACCUGGCAAAGCCAAGGGCAAGCAGACGGUCGAGAAAGCACUCUCGAGUUUAAAUCAUAGGUGCAUUGUUGUGCUUGACGAGCUCGACCACAUUGCAUCUUCAAAUCAAUCACUGUCGUCAAUUUUCUCUAUGUCUCAAAAACAUUCGUCCACCCUCCGCAUCAUCGGAAUUGCAAACACACAUACCCUUACAUCGUCAUUGGCGCAGUUGUCUACUCAUGAAGCUUCCAGCGCCCUGACCCUUCACUUCGGCGCAUACUCUUCCCAGCAACUUAUCCACGUGCUCCAAGCACGUCUCUCGCCUCUCUACGAUAAUCUGGAAUACCCAGAAGCAACAGAACAAGCCAAAAAGUUCCUCCCUCCUUCAACAUUAGCUCUCCUCACGAAGAAAAUUGCCUCGCAAACUGGCGACGUUCGAGCCUUAUUUGAGGUACUUCGAGGGGCAAUAGAUCUGGCUGUCGCGGGUUCGAAGGUCCCAGAUACAGAUGCAAAUCCUCUCACAACUCCACCUCUCAUCGUUAAGCCAAAUCACAUCCUUGCAGCCCUUAAAGCGUAUCUACCUUCCACUAGUGGUGGCCGCUCCUCCUUUUCCUCAACACCAUCCCCUACCAGCAAUGAGAUCGUGUCCAAGGUCCGUAAUCUCGGCCUGCAAGUCAGACUGGCUCUCCUAUGCAUACUUCUUGCAUCAAAGCGGAUGGAGGCCACUUUGUCUUUUUCUACAUCCACCACCUCAACGCCUACCAAGUCCCCUGUGAAGCGCGCAGGCUCUGUCGUUUCUCAAAGAACUGCUGGGCUUGACGUUGCACAGCUGCAUGCAUACUACUCAACUGUGCUCACACGUGCAGAUAACGACAUCUUCACCCCAGUUUCCAGAAGCGAGUUUUCAGACCUGAUAGGAAUGCUAGAAACCAUAGGACUCGUGGUGUCAAGGUCUGCCCGCGUGACAGCUGCCUCUCCGUCAAAGACUGGACGUCGUGCGCUCGGUCGAGCUGUAUCAUUCGGUGGAGUAGUGAAGGGAGCAACAACAGGGCAAAAUGUAAAACUUGCGGAGACCAUUCGCGCAGAUGAAGUCCUGCGUGGCCUGGGUGUGACUGACGACUCUGCUGCCAGUGAUGUACGUGAAGAGGAAGUCAGGGCUAUAUGGGCUAGGGAAUGUGGCCGGAUUGCACGAGAGUCGAAAGCGAAGUCAGCGUCAGGUAUGGGUGGUGACAAGCCGUUCGAUGAAGCAUUUGAAGAUUAG